AUGAGCACGAAUAACGGAAGAACCGAUGGUACAGAGAAGAAUAGCGCGGUGAAUUCGCCGUUUUCUGUUCUGAAAGGCGUGACGCCUGUCAACAGAGAGCCCGUAGCACAGGUAAAUUCGCGCGCGGCUACACGUCAGACAUUUGAGGAAGAAGGCAAUGGUAGUGAGGAUCCGCUUGUGGAAGAGUAUCUGACAAAGUAUUAUGGAAGCGAUGAAGACGAAGACAUACUUCGAGCAAGCAAACGGACCGAGAAAUUCUGGAAGGCCUUUGCAGCGGAGCGCAAGGAUGGGGACGAGAAGGUUCCAAGCAGGUUCAGGCGGAAGAAACUGCCGAAGUCGGAGAGACGAGCGGUAGCAGGGAGUGGGGGUGCGGAGCUGGCUGGUGCAUCUGCACACCCGGUUGAUUUUUACGACAUCAGAGGAGAAUACUCCGAUUUUGAAAGCAUCUCCACAGACGUGUUACCGUUAGUACUAGUGGACGGAUACAAUGUGGUGGGCAGCUGGCCCAAGCUGAAGAAGCCGUUUCUGCGAGGCGAUACAGAGGAGGCGAGAGAGAGGCUGCUGCUGGAAGUGCUGCCCUACCCCAGAUACGCUGAUGUGCGGGUGCUGGUGGUUUUUGACGGGUACAAUUCGAACAGCCCUGGUAACGAUCGCAUCUUAUCAUUUGGUGUGGACGUGGCAUUCUCCAAUGGCAUCUCAGCAGACGAAUGGAUCGAGAAGGAGGUAUCCAGUCUCAUGCAGCACCGCACUGCACCUUACAUCACCGUGGUCACAUCAGACGUUCAGCUGAAACUGGCUGUUCUCUCCAGGGUGAGGAGUGGGGGGUAG
Molecule: messenger RNA, 828 nt
Organism: Closterium sp. Naga37s-1
Lineage: Eukaryota; Viridiplantae; Streptophyta; Zygnematophyceae; Desmidiales; Closteriaceae
Source: the annotation of a GenBank genome assembly